CUAUGAACCAUGGCUGUGACAAUAUUUUCUAUGAAGGGGAUCCAAAAGUUGGCCAAAGUCCCAGUCUAGAGAGGGUCGUCAAUACGUUUUUCAGGCAGGGUCAGGCAUGAGACAUCAUUUAUAAUUAUUUACCAAAUUUAUUAAUAAUUGGAAUCUUACUUAUACUUAUGAAUUAUGAACUUAGUAACUUAGAGUUUGAGUCAUUGUAUGUUGAGAUUUUUUAAUUUUGUCAAUUUUGAUUUAUUAACUUAUUAAUUAAUAAAGAAAGGGUAAAUCAAGAAAGAUAAAGAACCUUUGCCUGCCCCCCAUAUCUGAGAUACACAAAUUAUCCAAUAAUUUAAAUACAUUUAAAGUUGAUACGUUCUGAUAAGCUCAGUUUUGCACUAGACACUUAGACUUAAGUAUUAAAUAAUUAAUUUUAUUUAAGUAUUAUUUAAAUUAUAAAUAAAUGUAUUUUGUAAUUAAAUAACAGCAGUAAUAAUAAUAAUAAGACGUCUUAUAUAGCGCGGUACCCCAGCCUAGGGCUGGGCUCACCGCGCUGUACAUAAACAUUUUAUCAAAAGAGACAUAAUCAUGACAUUAAAAUAAAAUAUAUUUAUGAAAUAAAGAACAGCAUUGUUUAUUCACCCACCCCACCACAUAACUUUUACAAGGCAAACCAUGGACGGCAGCCAGCAAGAUCAUUUAUCGGUCAGAGGAGCGGAAUCAGUCAGGGUAGUGUAAUUUAAAAAGAUAUGUUUAUUGUGCAGUUUUGAAGGCCUGGGUGGUUGGUAUAUUGCGUAUGUUUAGUGGCAAAGAAUUCCAUUGUUUGGGGGCGCAGAAAGAGAAAGAUCGUUUACCAUACGUUUUAGUGUGUGUCUUGGGAAUGGACAGAAUACGCGUGUCUGCAGAGGAGCGAAGCUGUCGAAGGGGUGAAUAGACAGAAAGAAUUUCGGUUAGAUAGGAAGGGCAAGAAUCCAAGAAAAAGUUGUGACAGAGAACAGACAACUUGUAGUCGAUGCGUGCCUGUAUAGGUAGCCAAUGAAGGGAAUGGAGUAGUGGAGUGACGUGAUCACGUUUUUUUGCCUUUAAAACUAGCCUAGCACCUGAGUUUUGAACUUUCUGCUGUUUUUCUAUGCAGUGUUUUGGUGAACCUGACAGAAGAGAGUUGCUAUAGUACAGUUACAGAAAAAAAAAUUUAAGGUCACAAAUUAAACAUUUGUGGUGCAGUCCAUACUUGAUACUACAGAGAGUUCAGAGAGGGUAGUAAAAUGGAGGGCAAACAAACUCAUACUAUACUAUCUAUACUAGGGUGACCAAAUCAUGAACUGGAAAAAACGGGACAAACGCAAGGGGGGUUGGUGGGGGGGGAUACACUCCAGCUAAAGAGGGGUCCGUGGGCCUCCGCCAGAAACUGUUUAUUGAAAUAUGCUCAUUUUAACUAUUUUGAGACCUAGAAAUCUUUUAAAAUUUACCUUCACUUUAAGUCUCGUGUCUUUCGCUAUACUAUACAUAUAAGAUCUAUGGCAGGGACACUGUUGGCAGAGUGGUGGAGGGGGAACAGUGCAGCCUCACCCGAGCCCUCAUUACUACUGGCACUGUUUACACUUACACAGCUAGCCAAAAUAUUACGUGGAGUUAUAUUAUAUUAUAAAUUAGAAAGUUUUAGUGAUUUGAAAAUGUGUUUGUUUUUUAAAACGGGAAAUUUAGGCAGCCUGAGAGAAUUUUUCAAGACACCUGGUACAAUCUUGAAAAAACAGGACAAUCCUGUUUUUACGGGACGCUUGGUCACCCUAGUCUAUACUGACUAUAAAUUUUAAAAAAAUGAAAAGCUUAAAAACUACUACACUAUACUAAUAUUAUUACUAAUAUAAUAGUUAAUAUUAUUCUAGUUGAUGUGGAAUUUAUUUUGUAUUUACUAGACUAUUAAAUUGUAUGGCCUCUAUACAACUGUACAAUUUUGGGGAAUUCAUUACAUGCUAAAGGUCUAAAAAGUAAAUAAAAAAGUUCAAUUGAGUCAAUUAUUUUCAUUGUUUUUUUUAGUAACAAACUUUUAAGGACUGAAAUGCAUACUUUAAAUCAAUUUAUAUGCUGUAAUUAAUAAUUUAAUUAAUGUUUCAGGUCCUUUUAAACUCAGAUGUUGUAGAGAAUUUUCUAAAAUGAGAUUUGGACAUGGAUAGUACUGAAGACGAUCCAAUUAGAUGGCGGCGGUUGGAAUCCCAAAAUAUUAUUCAUAGACUUUUUAAAAGAGAAAUUCACCAUGACAAACAUAGCACAUGCUUUAGUGAAGCUCGCAAAUUUUAUUUAAGUAUUGUUCCCAACUUCAGUAUUCUUAAUGUUGAAAAGCCACCUUGUUACUUGCGCAAAUUUUCCCCAGAUGGAAGGUAAGAAUAAUGAUGAAUUUCACCGGCUGUAAUAAGUGUGUUGCAUUUUUUAUAUGUUUUCUCUUUUCUCCUUUGAGUCUUGAUAUUACAAAAGGCAGAAAACAAUUUUUGUGUGCUUUCUUUAUUGAUAAAAAUUUGGGAAACUUGAUAAAAUAUAUGUAUAUAUUUUGAGCAAUGCAUUCUUUUUCAUUUCUAAUGAUGAUUUUGACAUAGAUUACAUUACUAUUAAUAUGUCACUAUUUUAUAAAAAAACAGUUUAAAAAUAAUUUUAUUUCAGAUUUUUUAUUGCCAUUUCUUAUGAUCAAACAUCUCUGGAAAUAUUUGACUUUAAAGGGAGUGAAGCAGCAGGAAAUCUUUUUAAAGAUAUAAAGGGAGAAGUUAUCCCAGGCCCAAACGAUGCUGAGGAAGAUGCGGCUAAUGUGCGUAGCAAAAUCUUUUCACAGUUCUUACAGAAGCGUCAGGUUGUUAGGGUGACAGUUGGAGAGGAGGUUCUCAACAGAGAGUGCAGUUUAUUUACAGAUGACAGUCAGUAUGUUCUAAUUGGUUCUUGCCAUCAACUUCCUGAGGAAAAUAGUUCCAGAUUCUAUGAUGUAUAUAGAAACAAUGAAUGUAUUACUCCAAAUUAUCGCCUCAUUCCAGAAGACUAUACACUAUACAUAGUACAGUUGAAAACAGGUAGAAUCGGCUUAAUCUAUGAUUAAUAAAUUAACAAAUAUUGUUUAAGUGUUAAUUGACUCUCUUAAAUUUCUUUACAGCCAAUGCCUUUAUAAUAUAAAGGUUGUGAUUUAUUAUUAAAAAUAAACCAUUCUUAUAAUACAACAUUCGUUUUUAGGCUUGUACCCUGGACAAAUUACCAAAUAAUUUUAGCUAUAAUUUUGUUUCUCCAUUUAUGUAAAUGUUGUAGGUAAAUAUUGAGUUUUAUAGAAUGCUCAUUGCUUAAAAUUAAUUAAUUAUCAAGCAAUUUUCUUCACAGGGAUUGUUUGUGACAAGAGACGGUUCAGAUUGGACAAAAUUUAUUUGUCCCACAAUCAAGGUGUCUGUCUGUAUGGAAAUAUUUUGACCGUCCUCUCAGUCCAGCAGCAAGUGAUCCAUGUUUUUCAGAUAUCUCCCCAAGGAACAUUUAUUCCUAUGAGAACAAUAGGACGCUUUUGCUAUGAUGAUGAUGAAAUUUUCUAUCGCCAGACUUCUAAUCAACUGCCUAGAGUUCAAAACAGGCCUUACACAGACAAGGUGAGCCUUAGAGUCAUCCGCAUAGGGCUUAGGAGGGUAGGGCUUUAAGAUUUUGGGAAGGGUUUUUUGCAACAUGAAGUGUUGGUGUCGACCCUUGAUUUCAAAAUUAAAGUCACAACAAAAGAGAUUUUAUGAUCUGCAUUAUGAGCCUAAUGAUCUGUGUUAAUAUAUAAGAUAUUGUGAUUGGGGUCAGGAGGGGUGUUUGAUCUAGGGAAUGUUAAUGGAAGACAAAAAGAUGUGCAAAUUUCAGGUAGUAGAUUUGAGUGGUUUUGAUCAGUGGUUCCUAACCUGUGCUUCGGUUGCACUUCUCAGGGGCUCCGCAGCCGCUCCGAGAAACUCCUAAACUCUAUUAAUUUGUAAGGCAUAUGUUAUGCCCAAGGGGCUCUGCCUUAGAAUUUGAUUUUAAAAAUGGCUGCCCGAGUCAAAAAACUUGGGGAGCACUGGUUUAGAUAGCAAACUAAUGAACUUGAAUACAUUUUGAAAAACAGACUGACACUUCAGGUGUGUAAUAAAAUUGUUCAACUUAUGCAAUCCUUAAAAAUCAAUAUUACUUUUUGAACUUCAUUUCAUUUAUCUUUUCUUACAAUUUAUUUUAAAAAUUCAUUUAAUAACCUUUUGAUAUGAUGACUUAUUCCAUUCUGUUGGCAGUGCAUCAACUCCCUGAAGCACAGGCUCUUAGUUUACCUCUAUAAAGCAGCUUGCAAUGGUCACAUUGACCAAGGGAUCAGAGCCUUCUAUUGGGCUAUGGAUGACCUCAGGAACUUACGCAUGGGAAAGCUGCAGCUGUUAGAUGAGGAACAUUUACUUAUCAAGUAUGCCAUUGAGGAAGUGGUGACCUUCCGUAAUGGGGAUCCAUACAACAUGCCUUCAUUAUUUGUCGUCUAUAAUAUGACCACAACUGAGGUACCUAAUACAAUAGGGUAUAAGAAUACAUUAUUUUGUUAUGUCCUGUUAUUGAAAAUCUUUACAUCAGUAUUCAAUUUGAAUUUUACAUUAGCUUUGAGUUACUUUAUAUACAACAAAAUUUUGUUUAUGAUAAUUUUCAUUUUUUUAAAAUUUAUUUGCAAAAGAAACAAAAAAACAACAUUAACAUUGCUAUUGCUUAUCACAAAAUUGAAAUCAUUUUGUUAAAAACAACAAUCUUUUAUUGAAACAAUAUGUGAAAACUUUUUUAACGUCCCUUCUAUGCAGCGCAAAUCAUUUUGCUUUUUGGACAUUGGAAAGAAUCAAUUUUUACAAUAAUUACUCAUUAUGCAAGAGACUGUAAUGAGUUAUAACUUAUUCAUCACAUAUAAUAUUUUAUUGUUGUAUUUUUAAUGCCAUUUUCGGCUCUGCAGAUUCUGGGAGUGUACGAGCACACUUCUCCUGAACUCCUGGAGAUUAUGGAAAAUUUCCAGGACCACUUCCGCAACUCUUGGCUGCAUCUCCAACCCCAGUUUCCAUCAUCACCAUCGUCAUCCAUCCAUGCCAGACGCAUACAGCACAUGUUUAAAUGGACUCUCAUAGUGGCCAAAAAUGGUGGGAAAAGAGAGGCUAUAUCUCGAAUGCUUACUCAACUCCCAAUCAGUGCUCAGUCCUACAGCUGUUCCCCAUAUCUUGACCAUGCCUUGUUCAGUUAUGAUGAUAAGUGGAUAUCACAGCUAGAGAGACCUAAAACAUGUGGUGACCAUCCCAUAAGGUAAAAAGGGACUUAAUGUCAUCAAGGCUUCACUAUCUGACAUCAGUUGCGGUUUACUUUUUUAAAUUCACAUCUUAUAAUUUUACUUUAUAUUUUCAAUGAGAAUGGGAACAAAUUCAUAUAGGCCAAUUGUUUUCUUUCCAAUAACUGCUCUUUAUAUAGGUAUUGAAACCAAACAAAUAUAUGUAGCCUUUCUUAUAGAUAAAUGAGACAUUUUAAAAGACAAAUAUAAUUUAUAAUUGAAAAUAUCAAUAUAUUAGGAGCAUUCAGUGUGCACAUACAAGGUUUAAUGCCAACCAGCUUACGUUAUUCAUAUUUUAGUUGUUCAAUAAUAAUAACAUGGUGUUUCAUCCCAUCCCAAUUUUAAGGCCAUUACUCAUUCAUCAAAUAACAAGAGGAUUUAUUCCAUCCCUAUCUUAAGGCCAUAACUCAUUCAAUGUCUAAAAAAGCAAAUGCUGUGAGCUAUUUGGAGAGAAUAAGUAGGCUAUGUAAGCCUAGAUUUAAACUCUAGACCUGAGAUUUUGUGAUUGUUGUAAAAAAAUGUUUAGGCUGGCUAUGAGAAAAACAUCUCUCAUGUCACAAACUUUUCUUUCACCCACACAACCCUCACAGUCAACCCUUUCUUGCAAUUAAAUCAUCAAAAAGUGCACCACGAUAAGUUUAUGUAAAUAUUUUACAUAUUUUAUUAAACCCACGAACUGUCGUCGGCCGAUGAAAUUGGCUGAUAAAAAUUGCGGUGAAAGAACAACUUCCAGUCCAAUAUUUUACACUAAAUAAAACUACUUCCUUUCAAUAAUAAAUGAACUUAUUUUUUUUCGCUCUUCUGUGUCCUUUUUUAAAACUUUGGAGUUAUUUUACAAUGAUCUUUAUCAAGCAAAUUUGUAUAAGUAGAUUUUCGUGAAAUGGAUGAGGCCAUAGCUGGACCAUCUGGCUUACAAAAUAAAUUAGGAAUCUUUUUGAUACCUUUUUAGUUAAUGACUUAAGUGAUUCGGAAGAUGAUUUUCUGAUCACACAAGAAGACAAUGAUAAUUCUGAUUAUUUUCUAGUUGGGUUGAAAGUGAUAGUUCGGAUUUGGACGAUUUAGACCUAGGCCUAGAAUGAGUAAGUGUUGCUGUAAUAACAGGACGCUUUCAAAACUAUGUUGCAGAUGAUUGUGGCGAAAACGUACCAAUAAAAAAUAAUUGGAUGUUCUAUUAAGUUCUAUAUAUGUUAUUUAUAUUUAUAUAGCAGCUAUUUGAAUUUUAUCUGUUUCUUACUAUUUAUUAAUGUUUAUCUUGUUUAUGUGGUGCUUCGUUACUUGAACGUAAUUAUAGAUAUCAGCAGAAUUUUUUUAAAAUCUAUUAAUAACUAAAACAAAUACAAAUAAAUGCAUUUUCUGAAGAUAAAUCAAAAUGAUAUCAUGUAAUAUAAACAUUAUAAUAUUAUAUCUUUAAAAAAUUGUAGUUUGAGGUACUUGAGAAGAAAACGUUUCAUUAUUUUCUUUAUUCUUGGCCAUUCCAAGGUCAAGGUAACAGAGUAUAAAAUAGCAUUAACAAAAUAGCCAAUAUGAUUCCCCACUAAGUCUAAUUUCAAUAAAUACAUACUUUAUGGGGUCUAGCUAUAGUGUUGGCUUGUGGAAAAUCACCUUUUUCAAAGGCACCCAAAAAGCUCUAAAUAGCCUGCAAAAUAAAGAAUAAUAGCAGUUCGUGGGUUAAUUACUUUUAAAAAAAAAUUCUUUUAAGGAAUAUCCACUUUCAGCUUUAGUUUUUCAAAUACCGGUACAAUAAAUUGUUUCUGCUUUGGAUUUAUUGACCUUUGUAUUUUUAAAUCAGAUUUUUUACCAGAGAUUCUGGAAUGCUCAGCUUCAAGCUCAACACAGGAGCACCAGAAAGACAGAUUUCCCCAAGUAAUCGCCGCCUUGUUGCCUUCGUGUGUCACCCUUCAGAACCAUUUAUAAUAAGUGUCCAGAGAACUGCCACCGACUACAAGGUCAACUUCCAUAUUCGAAAGUGUCCAGUAUAGCUUCAACUGACAAUAAACCAAAAAUAAAUAAUGCCCACGGCCAGGUCAUGUAUCGCAGCAUGCUCAAUGUAACUGUAACCAAUGUUGUCCACUUGGUCAAAAUAUCCGACAGUGCCGUAGUGUACUUCAUGGUAACACAUAAAUGAAACAUAUUUACAAAAAUCUGAAAACUUGCCUACAUAACCUUGCACAGAAGUGAGAUUGAGCAGACUUUGGCAAAGGUUUUGGUUAAGGUUUUGUUAAAAUUGAAACAUACUUUGCAUAUUUCUGGGUUAUUUUUGUGUGUCUACUGUUGCAGAGUCUUUCAGAAUUUUAUGUGUUUACAUUAUUGUAAAGGUAUGACACUGUAAGUUUCUUGAGACAAAGGAAUGUCAUCUGUGUAGCAUUUUGUACUCAACCACUACUUAAUAUGUCUAUAUAUAUAUUAUAUAUAUAUAUAUAUACAGAUUUGAAAUAGUAGCUGGAAUACCAUAUUUUGCCAGUUCCCUGACCCCAUGAUAAGGAGAAUAAGAUGAAAAACAAUAAUUUAAGUUGUAUAAGGUUGUUGUAACCCAAUGGUUUCUGUUACAGCCAUAAGGCCUUGUCACUAGUUGCUGCUGUAACUGUCCAUUGUUUGUAACUGUGGUCUUAGCAUGAUACCAAAGGAAUACAAGAUCUGAAAUAAUUAUAAUUAUGCUAAUCACAUAGUUGUUACCAGUGCAGAUGUUAAGAUAAAUUAUGGAUUGGAGCUCAUGAACAAGGAGACAUGAGAUUCCCCUCAUUUUUGAAAUGAUGCAAUUAUCUUAUUGUUUCCAUGUAAAAACCGCCAGCCAUUCUGCAAUGAUUCCAAUAGUAAUAAUAGUUAACUAGACAGAGCCAUUAUUUCAUGUUGGGAUUCUUUUCAUAUGUAGAUAAAAAUAGACUUGAUAAAUAACGAUGAAGUCAUCCUUGUUGACAUUAUAUUAUCAUUACUGUCAAUGCAAAUUUUAGUCUAACCUCUUUCAGCAAUUUGUCUGGUUGGUCAUCAUUGCAUGUAUCAUAAACAAAUUAAGUUGGAUUUUGAUCUAUGUUUUUAUUUGGAAAAAUUGAUUAAGAGCAUUACCGGUUUAUGAAUUUGACUAGUUGUGAAUCGUGAAUGCUAAUCAUUAUUUAUAUACAGUUAUUUUGGUUGUACAUGAGUCAUUGUGUGACUCAUUGUAUGAAUCAUUGUAUGACUCAUUGUGUGACUCAUUGUAUGACUCACUGUGUGACAUUGUGUUGAGAAAGUGUAAACAAAGACAUCUGAUGUUUAUCCCAUGCCAAUCUGGUUACUGUCUACGGCUUCAGUGGUAAUUUUUUUUUCAAGGUGGUCCUCCUUCCUGACAUUACUGCUUGACCAGUCCAUAUCAGCUGGCUGUUUGCCCAUAUCCCAUGAUUUCAUUCUUAAAAAGGCCAUUGACUUUUUUAACUGCUGAAUACAAUUUUCUCUAUCCGACUCUGCUUAUACCGCUGAAUAAAGUAAAAUUUAUUCCAUAUAAAUUAAAAACUUUUGGUUCAAAUAUUAAUGGGACUCCGGCGUUUGAUCCAGCAUGUAAUGUUCUGAAUCUGCGGUGGAUAAAAAAUACACAGAUCACCACAAUUCCAAUUUGUUAACAAUUUUUCUAUAUUAUUAUUAUUGUGAAAUAAGUAACUAUCGAAAUCAAUGAAUAAAACUGAAUAUCACACUCCAGUCUACAGUCAUAGACCGUGUACUUUAUUUUAUGUUACAAAUAAAUCAAAUACAUGUCAAUAAUUUCAAUAAUUGUGUAUUAGAUUAUUUCCAGUAAUGUUUUUAAAGAAAAAAAUUUGUACCAAUAUUUUUAAAAUAAUUUCUAAACAAACUUAUCUUGUAAUGGGCAAUUAAAAAUUUCUUAGUGAAAUUAAAUACAAUUCAAUUAUCCCCCUAAAUAGAGCUUGGCUUAGUCAGAACAGAACGACAAAUUUUUCAUUUUAUGAACAAACAUAUCUUACAAGUUGUAUUAAUGUUUGAAUCUGAUAAUCAAAUAAACCACAUUUAAAAUGUUAACAAGUGUGUUGAAGUUUAAGGGAAGUAACUACAGUAACAGUGUCCAGUUUUAGAGUUAUGGUUUAUUGGAGGAGCCGCAACAUCAUUGACUAAAGGAGACAAAAUAAAGGGAUCUCAUUUGUGCUGAUAUCAAUAAACACAAUUCUGGUCUGGUCAUGUCAUUUUAGGGUUGAAGGCUGUUUUAUUCAUGUCGUACUUAAGUGCCUUUCUUCAUUGAAAUGGAGGACAAUAUUAUUUUUGUGAGGAUUGAACACAGGGUAAAUCUGUGGUCACUAUGAAAUUAUCUUGCCAUGGAAGCAGGAAUCAACGUGUUGAUUUCAAAAAUUUUAACAAGUCUGACAUGGAUAGCUUGUGAAAUACAGGUCCAAAGAUUCGACAAGUGUGACAUGGAUAGGUUGUGAAAUACAGGUCCAACGAUUUGACAAGUGUGACAUGGAUGGGUUGUGAAACACAGGUCCACAGAUUUGUUAAGUGUGACAUGGAUACAGUGGCGUAGCGAGGGUGUUUGGCCCCUAACUAGCUGGCGGCCGGGGACAUCUGUCCCCCCCUGCCCUCACCACGCUACGCCUCUGCAUGGAUAGGUGGUAAAACACAGGUCCAAAGAUUGGCUUUCUCUCAAAUUAUUUAAACGUCCAACCACUGCCAUGUUUUAUCACACUUACUUAAGUCCAUGUUGGCAAUCUAGUGAAUGCCUAGAAAAUGUUUUGAAUGACCAGGUAAUGCAAAUAAAAUACAAUAUGUUGUAUGUUUAUUUCUUACUUGUUGCCAAAAAUGGAUCACCACUAGCAUUGUACAGAAUAGAUGCAUUUAUGGGUGAUUUACUGUGCACUCUACAUGCUCCAAGCUUAGUUAUCUCUGAGAGCUUAGAUAUCGCUUAGAGCUUAGUUAUGUAUGAGAGCUUAGAUAUGGCCCAGAGCUUUGUUACAUCUGAUAGCUUAGAUAUUGCUCAGAGCCUAGUUAUCUCUGAGAGCUUAGAUAUCACGCAAUGCUUAGUUAUCUCUGACAGCUUAGAUAUCACGUAUUGCUUAGUUAUCUCUGACAGCUUAGAUAUUGCUCAGAGCUAAGUUUUCUCUGAGAGAUUAGUUAUCGCUCAGUGGCCCUGUGGUGGUAUCCCCAGUUAAAUUUCUGCAUUAUGGAUGUAAGCAGCUGUGCUGGCAAAGACAAGUUUUGUGCUCUAGGAGGAGCAAAAAUUGCCACCCCACUUUAUCAUAAAUUUGCCAAACCAG
Molecule: messenger RNA, 10521 nt
Organism: Lymnaea stagnalis (great pond snail)
Lineage: Eukaryota; Metazoa; Mollusca; Gastropoda; Lymnaeidae
Source: the annotation of a GenBank genome assembly